Molecule: messenger RNA, 765 nt
Organism: Cyphellophora attinorum
Lineage: Eukaryota; Fungi; Ascomycota; Eurotiomycetes; Chaetothyriales; Cyphellophoraceae
Product: tRNA N6-adenosine threonylcarbamoyltransferase
Exons: 2
Coding region: 1-765 (254 amino acids)
Cellular component (GO): EKC/KEOPS complex; cytoplasm
Source: RefSeq, a predicted model, not a curated record
AUGUACGCCGUCGGCCUCGAAGGCAGCGCCAACAAACUCGGCGUCGGCAUCAUCCACCACCCAUCCCCCCUCAACUCCAAAACCACCAAAAACUCCAGCUUCAUCCUCUCCAACCUCCGCCACACCUACCACUCCCCACCUGGCGCUGGCUUCCUGCCCAAAGACACCGCCCUCCACCACCGCUCACACGUCGCCAAACUCACCCUCGACUGCCUCCGGGAAGCCAACAUCCCCCUCUCCGCCAUCUCAUGCAUCUGCUACACCAAAGGCCCAGGUAUGGGCGCCCCCUUGCAGUCCGUUGCUAUCGCCGCUCGGACCCUCGCUCUGCUAUGGGACAAGCCGCUCGUGGGCGUGAACCAUUGCGUCGGGCAUAUCGAGAUGGGCCGCACGAUCACGCACGCGCAGAACCCCGUCGUGCUGUAUGUCUCUGGUGGGAACACGCAGGUUAUUGCCUACGCUAGCAAUCGAUAUCGAAUCUUUGGUGAGACGCUGGAUAUCGCUGUGGGAAACUGUCUCGAUCGGUUUGCGCGGACGCUCAAUAUCCCCAACGAUCCCGCGCCUGGAUAUAACAUUGAGCAACUUGCCAAGAAGGGGCGGCAUAUUCUCGACAUUCCCUAUGCCGUCAAGGGGAUGGAUGUGAGCUUCUCUGGGAUUCUUGCACGAAUGGACGAGUUGGCAGCGCAGAUGCGCGCCGGCACGCUGAAGAGUCCCGAAGGAGACGCCAUAACGCCAGAAGACCUCAACAAGUUUACAAGAGACUUUUAG